Molecule: messenger RNA, 386 nt
Organism: Cylicostephanus goldi
Lineage: Eukaryota; Metazoa; Nematoda; Chromadorea; Rhabditida; Strongylidae
Source: the annotation of a GenBank genome assembly
AUGCCAUUAGAAGCCAUGGCGAAUGGAGCAGUUUUCGUAAACGCCAAGUUUAAGCCUCCUAUAUCUCGCUUAAAUUACGAAUCUUUGUCGAAGAAACCAUCUUUGAGACGGUUAAGCAGUCAAUCACCUUAUCUGGAGCAAAUUGGUGAGCCAUAUGUCUACACAGUCAACUUUGAUGAUCCGGUAGCAUUUGAGGAAGCAAUUCGGAAAGCUGUCAACAAGCCGGUGAAUGCACUGCCUGAAGAGUAUAGCCCUGAGGGGAUGCUGAUCAGGGUACAUAUACUCAUAUCAAGGGAUCUUUGCUUAGAUGUUCCUAAUUGGCCUCCUUCAUCGGCUUUUGUGGUAAGUCUUCUUCACAGUUGUCAUCUUUCGAACAUGAAAUGAAA